AUGUCCCCAGGUGGACCCUACCCGGGGGCAUAUCCAGACCCCAGGCCGGCACCGCAUAAAUGCCUUGGGACCGGCAACCAGCCGCGUCACAGCGCUCACGCACAGCCUGACGCAUUUGCCACCCGCCCCUCCGCACCCCCUCCCAAUUCUCGCCCCGCCUGCUCCAGCUUUGGGACCAGCGCAAUCUGGCUGCGCCCCCUGGUGGCCCAAUCCACAAUUGUCGGGAACAGACAUAGCUCUCCAGCAGACGUCAGGACAGGGAACUCCAAACCUUGGAGCUUCCUGGGGGACCCGGCUCCGACUCGGGUCAGGGAGGAGAUCUCCCCAAGAGGCCUCGACCUCAGGCUGAAGAAGAGAUGGCAUUUAGACCUCGGGAGGAACUUCCGCGACAUCCGGCAGGGCGCGGUCUUACUCCAGGCGCCGGGGAGCCCUGGUUCCUCUGGGCCCGGCGGUCUGGGCCAGGGAAGGCGCGUUCUGCCCCGAGGCUGGCUGCGUCCAGCCCGGCUCAGGCCCCAAAGAAAAGAAGCGCGGAGUCAGCCCGGGCCUCUCCCGCUCGCGACGUGCGUCUCAGCACUUUCCGCUGGGAUCCCCGCGGGCUGGGGCCAGGUCGGCGGCUUCGGGAAAGGGCUCGGCUCCCGGGAGAGACCAUGGGGACUGCAGCCCUCCGCUGGCUCAGCUCCCCCCAUCCCGGAGGGAGAGGGAGCGGGGUAUAAAGCCUCUCCAUUCUCCUCGCGUGCGCGCUCGCCCACCCGGUCAAUACCCAAUACCCGGGGCCGGGGCGGAGAGGGCGAGGUGCUGGCGAGCCUCGCGCAGCGGGUGUCCAGAGCCAGGGCGGGCCCAGCCCCCGGGUUCCUCACACCCCACCCGGGUUGGGCAGGUUUAGCAAAGCGGCUCUCGGUAGCUGAGCGCGCAGUUCGCCCUUCCUGUUCUUAGCAGCAGGAGCAGCAACCCCGCGCCGGCCCGGAGACCGCCUGCCUCACCCUCUGGGACGAGGAGGGUUUCCGGGGCCGUCUCUGCCGGCUGCUGAGCGACUUCGAGAACGUCAGCGAGCGCUGAGGCCUGCUCAGUGCGCGCUCCGUCAAGGUGGAAGACGGCGCGUGAGUGAUCACCGGCUGUGGCUGGGGUAGGUUG
Fukomys damarensis (Damara mole-rat) is the source of this 1131-nucleotide messenger RNA. RefSeq names its product translation initiation factor IF-2-like. The record is from RefSeq and is a predicted model, not a curated record. The coding region runs from base 1 to 933 and encodes 310 amino acids. The transcript is spliced from 3 exons. NCBI's taxonomy places the organism in Eukaryota, Metazoa, Chordata, Mammalia, Rodentia, Bathyergidae.